AUGUCUUGCGAUUUGAUUUCUUUCUCCUUCGUUCAAAACAUCAAAUAUCAAAUUUCACCAUUGUUGCAUCUUCAAGCUUUAUCUUGCCAUUUUUAUUCCUCUCUUCAAACUCAAGCGUUGGACACUAGAAUGGAAGAAUCACUUCAAGCCUUUGAUGAAGUUGUUAGUUUCAAAGUUUAUCAAUGCUACAAGAUAGGACUUCCCAGAGCCAAUAAAGCCUUGGAUACCAUGGAAAGAAACAGAGUCUGGGCUGAUGGAAUAACAUAUUCUGAGCUCAUUAAGCUGUUAACGAGGCCGCUGCUGGUCAUACCCAUCUCAGUGGUGAAGAUUUUGAUAACAAAAUGGUUAACCAUUUUGUUCAAGAGUUUAAAAGGAAGAAUAAGAGGGAUAUUAGUGGGUGUCUUGAUCCAAGCAUUCGAGGGUGAAAGAUCUAAAACCAAAGACAAUAACUUGUUAGAGUAUUAA
This is a messenger RNA of Vicia faba (fava bean), 465 nucleotides long. Lineage: Eukaryota; Viridiplantae; Streptophyta; Magnoliopsida; Fabales; Fabaceae. The record is from the annotation of a GenBank genome assembly.